This is a messenger RNA of Phialemonium atrogriseum, 2863 nucleotides long. Its product is annotated as putative potassium channel protein. The record is from RefSeq and is a predicted model, not a curated record. The transcript is spliced from 2 exons. Lineage: Eukaryota; Fungi; Ascomycota; Sordariomycetes; Cephalothecales; Cephalothecaceae. Gene Ontology annotation, cellular component: plasma membrane. The coding region runs from base 228 to 2423 and encodes 731 amino acids. Gene Ontology annotation, biological process: stabilization of membrane potential; potassium ion transmembrane transport. Gene Ontology annotation, molecular function: outward rectifier potassium channel activity; potassium ion leak channel activity.
CCUUGGUGUUUAGCUGGCGCCGGACCACCUGAUCCGUGAGGUCUGAUAAACUACCUACCGCCAUGCGGAUGGCAACGACGACCAGACUUCUGCCAUAAUGCCGCCUCCGCGAAUGCCCACAGGGCUCCGUAACGAUCUAUUUGUUAAGUUCUGACGCCAGCUUAUCUGUAUGUCCUAGUCGGGGAUAACGUCUCUGCAACUGUAAGCCCCUGCCGACGCCCCUCAAGAUGAGUGACGCAGGUGGCGGCCGUGCUAGGACCAUGGACAGCGAGGACGACCCGGCGGAAGUCGAGCCCAGUUGGAUAUGGUUCGCAUCGUCGGCAUUCCCCAUGAUAUGCGGCACCCUGGGGCCAGUAGCGAAUGCCUUUAGCAUCUGCGCUCUUGCACGACCAUGGAGGCAGUUUAUUGCUCCCGGGGAAGACAUCCAGGACGCCCAGAACGUUCCUGAUCCGACAUGGUUGAUCGCCAUUAACGCCAUCCAGCUGGCCAUUGCCAUCGUGGCCAAUCUUUUCCUCCUACUGAACAUGGCCAAGCGGAUACGGUUCGCCAUCGCCCAACCGGUGACCAUCAUCGGCUGGUAUACUUCGUCCCUCUGCUUGAUUGCACUAGAAAUUUCCGCUGCUUGCCAUCUGCAACUCCAGCCCGCCAACGUCCAUGUCUGGUCGCAGGGCUUCUACUACGGGAUUUACGCUGCUGUCCUUUACUUCCUUGUUGCCUCCCUCAUGACUGUAACCUUCCUUGGGGCGCAGUUUGGAUAUUACGUUAAGGACUUUAGCCUCACCGCGAGCCAGAGGACGUUGAUGUUGCAGACCAUCAUGUUUCUGAUGUAUCUGCUCAUCGGCGCCCUCGUAUUCUCCACCGUCGAGGACUGGAACUACCUUGACGCUCUGUAUUUUGCCGAUGUUACACUCUUCACCAUUGGCUUUGGCGAUUAUGUUUGCAAAACCAUCCUAGGACGCUGCCUUCUUUUCCCCUACGCUUUGAUCGGUGUUAUCAGCCUAGGUCUCGUCAUCGGUUCCAUUCGCAGUCUGAUGCUGGACAAAGGCAAAACGAGGCUAGGUGCUCGCAUAAUGGAUAAGAAACGACGUCGGAAAUUGCGCCGCAUGACUCAGAGGGGCAAAGACGAAGUCCUGGAGCCGAUCCGAGAUUCAACGGUUGAGAGGACACGAAGUGCAGGGACUUCUGGCCUAACUGAAUUCGAGCGGAGAAGAGAAGAGUUCAAGCUGAUGCGCCGUAUCCAGCACCAGGCCGCACGGAGGCGGCGAUGGCUUGCCUUGGCCGUGUCCACAGGCGUUUGGCUAGUCCUGUGGCUGGUCGGCGCCGAGAUCUUUCUUAUCUGCGAACGGAAGUAUCAAGAUUGGACAUAUUUUGAUGCUUUUUACCUCUGUUUCGUUAGUCUGCUCACAAUCGGCUAUGGAGACGUGACGCCUAUUUCCAACGCUGGCAAAUCCUUCUUCGUCUUUUGGUCCUUAUUGGCUUUGCCCACGAUGACGGUCUUGAUCUCCAAUGCCGGGGAUACAGUCGUCAAGGGUGUGCGGGAUGUCACAGACAAGCUUGGUUCUAUCACCAUCUUACCCGGUGAACGAGGGUUCAAAAAAGACCUAAAGAGCGUGAUUAAGAUGCUAUCGUGCGGGGCGAUCUUUGAGGAGGACGUCGAAGAAUUACCGCCCGGGUUCCUCGGGAAUGCACAGCCAAGCGAUACGAACAUGGACGAGACCUCUGAAGAAGAGGGAGUCACAGAACGAGAACAAGGUCAUACUGAGCCUGACGUCGAGAAGGGAGAUAGGCGCAAGGCCGAGGACGAAGCCGCCGAAAGCAGCAUGUCCGCGAAUAGGACAUCGAAAUCUGGAGAGAGAUCUAGGGCAAAAAGUCGACAGCCACCAUCCCGAAGCGGUGCCUCAACACAACUAAGUCGUCAGCGAAGCCUGCCAGUGACGCGGCAAGGGCUGGCCAAGAUCCCAACCCGGAAUGCCGAGUAUCACCUAGUGUUGAUCGAAGAGAUUGCACAGCUUACACAAGAUCUCAAACAUGACCCGCCCCGUAGAUACACGUACUACGAGUGGGUGCGGUAUCUCAAGCUCAUUGGCGAGGACGAAGCCAGCGCCGAGACACAUCUGAAAUGGGGGCUGAGCGAUCGUGGGAAAAGCAGAUCUCACAAUAACGACGAGCAGGCGAAUGGGAGUGCAGAUGCCCACACCAACAAGUCUAGCGACUGGGAGAUGAAAACCCAGGAUGAUGGGAAACCGAAAUGGAGUUGGGUGGGGGACGGGAGUCCCUUGAUGUGCUCACAAGACGAGACGGAGUGGAUAUUGGAAAAGCUCACUCAGAAAUUGACUGACGAGCUGAAGGAGGAAGCUACGGCUGGCGAGAGUAGACCAACUAGGAGGCGUAGGAGCAGGGGGAAAGAAAGGAGGGAACCGUGACAAGCAGGCUAUUCGGACAUUGGAAGCAUUGGGGGCGUUUCGAGCUAAAGCGAAUCACUCACUUGGUGACGCAAGGAUGAACUCGCAUGGUAUGAUUCCUUUUGGGGUCCUCGGGUCCUGUCAACCAAGUUCAGGACGAGGAGGGGACGAUAGCAUGGACCGGAGUUAGCAUUGGAAUAAGGAGUACUGCCAGUGGUCACAUUGGUAGUAGUGCCAAGAGAUGUUCAAAUAGAUGGCCCAAAAGAGUGCCUGAAAAUUCUAGAAGGCCAGUGCAUAUUGCUAUGUAUGUACAAUACAAUACAUGCAUACGUCUGGGCGAAUGUGCAUCCUCGAAUUACAAUACCUACACAGUAGGUAUACGACGAGACUGUGCCUGCCCAGAAUUUUUGACCAAUCAUUUCAUACGCAAAACAAAUGUUUCAAGGGCCGGCUUUACAGAU